This is a messenger RNA of Cuscuta epithymum, 4350 nucleotides long. Lineage: Eukaryota; Viridiplantae; Streptophyta; Magnoliopsida; Solanales; Convolvulaceae. The record is from the annotation of a GenBank genome assembly.
GCAAGACCGGGCCGGAAAAGAACAGCUAACGUAAACCCAUCUUCCAUCCUCAACUUCACUGUCAUCCUUCUUCUUUCUACGCACACGAAUGAAUUGUUGGCAUUCUACUAAUAUGGCAACACAAUAAGAACACAAAGUGAGUUCAUUCUCACGAACACAGUAAUUUUUCAGUUUUUGGAACAAUUGGCUCUUGAUUCACUGAGUUAACUCGUCCCGGGUGCGGUAGCGCGAGGCAAAGACAAGACGGGUCCCACGCGAUUUCCUCUAGCAGAAAUGCUCCAUCAAAUAUAGAUACAGAUAUUUGUAUGUAUAUGUAUGUGUGGACUGGAGUAUAAAUUACAGUACGAGCUGGAACCCACCCACCUACCGACCUAACCCCACAUUUUAUCGAAAGCCGUGCUUGGAUUUGAUGUGUUUCUGACUGCAAGACUGGAACUUUAUUUACGGAGUACUUCGCUAGUCUCAACUCCACCUAAUCAUGGCUACGAUACAGUGAAAUGUAAACCUUUAGCUCUUGUCCUCACAUUGAUGUAUUUUAGUGGAGUUUUUCCUCGGUGGCGCCUUUGAGAGCCUUCUGGGGAGGGUUUUGGAGUCCAGGCUGAUAUUUGGCUCUCCAAGUUGAAUCUUUUGGCCUGGAUUCUUUCGAAAUUUGCCAUAUUUUGAUUUCGUGGAGGUUCUGCAAAAAUGGCUAUGAAUACUGGGGGGAGACUUAUUGCUGGUUCUCACAAUAGGAAUGAAUUUGUGCUCAUCAAUGCUGAUGAAGUUGGAAGAAUAAAAUCGGUGCGAGAAUUAAGUGGCCAAAUUUGCAAGAUUUGUGGUGAUGAAAUAGAGAUCACCGUAGAGGGAGAGGUCUUUGUUGCUUGCAACGAAUGUGCGUUCCCUAUUUGCAGGCCUUGUUAUGAGUAUGAGAGAAGAGAAGGAAAUCAGGCUUGCCCUCAGUGCAAAACUAGAUACAAACGAAUCAAAGGUAGCCCUCGUGUUGACGGGGAUGAGGAAGAAGAUGGUGUUGAUGACUUAGAGCACGAGUUUGAUUGUGAUAUUGAAGCUCUGGGUCCUGUGUUAGGUGCAGGGACUAUUUUAUCUCCCUAUAGCCAUGGCGGUCUUGCUAAUUCAUCUGGAAAUGAAGCGUCAACCCCUGGUUUAGACAUACCUCUUCUGACCUAUGGUGAAGAGGAUAUUGAAAUCUCUUCCACUCAAAAUGCUCUUAUACUAUCUUCAUCUGCUAGUGUUGUAAAUGUUGCUUCUCCUAAUGGCGCAAGAUCUUCUUCUCCACAACGCAGGCCAAUGGUUCCAGAGAAGGACACCGCAUUGUAUGGCUAUGGAAGUGUGGCAUGGAAGGACCGCAUGGAGGAGUGGAAACAAAAGCAGGGAGACAAACUUCAGGUGAUAAAGCACAAGGGAGAAAGUAUUGAUGGUGAUGAACUUGACGGUUCUGAUAUGCCAAUGAUGGAUGAAGGGAGGCAGCCCCUAUCAAGAAAAUUGCCUAUCGCUUCGAGCAGAAUAAAUCCGUACAGGAUUUUGAUUAUCCUUCGCCUCGUGAUUCUCGGCGUCUUUUUCCACUACAGGAUUCUCCAUCCAGUUAAAGAUGCAUAUGGUUUGUGGCUGACCUCAGUAAUUUGUGAGAUAUGGUUUGCAGUCUCAUGGAUUCUCGAUCAGUUCCCAAAGUGGUGUCCGAUAGUACGAGAAACAUACCUAGACCGCUUAUCACUUAGGUAUGAGAGAGAAGGAAAGCCAUCUGGAAUGGCUCAUAUUGAUAUCUUUGUGAGCACAGUUGAUCCCAUGAAAGAGCCUCCAUUAAUCACUGCAAAUACAGUUUUAUCCAUUCUGGCUGUUGACUACCCUGUUGAGAAAGUAUCGUGCUAUGUAUCAGAUGAUGGUGCUGCUAUGCUUACAUUCGAAGCCCUUUCUGAGACAUCCGAAUUUGCUAGAAAAUGGGUUCCUUUCUGCAAGAAAUUCAAUAUUGAACCCCGGGCUCCUGAGUGGUAUUUUUCUCUGAAAAUUGAUUAUUUGAAAGACAAAGUCAAUCCAGCAUUUGUCAGGGAGCGGCGUGAAAUGAAGAGAGAAUAUGAAGAAUUUAAAGUUCGGAUAAAUGUUUUGGUCGCAAUAGCCCAAAAAGUUCCUGAGGAAGGUUGGACAAUGCAGGAUGGCACUCCUUGGCCAGGAAACAACGUCAGAGAUCACCCUGGUAUGAUCCAGGUAUUCCUUGGUCAAGAUGGUAUUCAAGAUAUUGAAGGAAAUCAGUUGCCUCGACUGGUAUAUGUUUCUCGUGAAAAGAGACCUGGAUUUGAUCACCAUAAAAAGGCAGGAGCCAUGAAUGCGCUGAUGCGAGUUUCAGCAGUCAUCUCAAAUGCUCCUUUCCUUCUAAAUGUUGACUGUGAUCAUUAUAUCAACAACAGCAAGGCAUUGAGAGAGGCAAUGUGUUUCUUGAUGGAUCCCACAUCAGGGAAGAAAAUCUGCUAUGUGCAGUUCCCACAAAGGUUUGAUGGCAUUGAUCGUCAUGAUCGAUACUCAAACCGAAAUGUUGUAUUUUUUGAUAUUAACAUGAAAGGUUUAGAUGGUAUACAAGGGCCAAUAUAUGUUGGAACAGGAUGUGUGUUUAGAAGACAAGCACUUUAUGGAUAUGAUGCUCCUGCUAAGAAAAAGAAGCCUAGCAUGACUUGCAAUUGUUGGUCAAAGCUAUGUUGCCUCUGUUGUGGGCGUACAAAGAGCAGCAAAGGAAAAUCAAAGAGAAGUACAAAGAAAAAAACAAAGCAGAGGGAUACAUCAAAACAGAUACAUGCGCUUGAAGCCAUUGAAGAAGGAGUUGGCGAAACAAGUGUUGAUCCAUCCAAGGUUUCCCAAACUAAGCUGGAGAAAAAAUUUGGGCAGUCUCCUUCUUUUGUAGCUUCAAUACUCUUAGAAAAUGGAGGUCUUCCUGGUGAUGCUAGUUCCUCAAUUCUCUUGAAAGAAGCUAUUCAUGUCAUCAGCUGUGGAUAUGAAGAUAAAACCGAAUGGGGAAAGGAGGUUGGCUGGAUUUAUGGGUCCGUCACAGAAGAUAUAUUGACAGGAUUUAAGAUGCAUUGUCAUGGCUGGCGGUCUGUGUAUUGCAUGCCUAAACGUCCCGCCUUUAAGGGUUCUGCUCCUAUCAAUCUCUCAGACCGCCUCCACCAGGUUCUUAGAUGGGCUCUUGGAUCUGUUGAGAUUUUCCUUAGCAAGCAUUGUCCCAUAUGGUAUGGCUAUGGAGGGGGGUUGAAGGGGUUAGAAAGGUUUUCCUACAUAAGUUCUGUUGUAUACCCUUUCACCUCCAUUCCCUUGAUUGUGUACUGUUCAUUACCCGCCAUAUGUCUCCUCACCGGCAAAUUCAUUGUUCCUGAGAUAAGUAAUUAUGCAAGCAUAGUAUUCAUGGCCAUGUUCAUUUCUAUUGCUGCCACUGGUAUCCUUGAGAUGCAAUGGGGCGGUGUUGGAAUAGACGACUGGUGGAGAAAUGAGCAGUUCUGGGUGAUCGGGGGUGCUUCCUCCCACCUCUUUGCUCUCUUUCAGGGCCUACUUAAGGUUCUUGCCGGCGUAGAAACUAAUUUCACUGUCACAUCUAAAGGAGGAGACGAUGGCGACUUUUCCGAGCUCUAUCUCUUUAAGUGGACAUCCUUGUUAAUACCCCCAAUGACUCUACUCAUAAUAAACAUAAUUGGGGUUGUGGUCGGGAUCUCUGAUGCAAUUAAUAAUGGAUAUGAUUCUUGGGGCCCGUUGUUCGGUAAGUUAUUUUUUGCCUUUUGGGUCAUUGUUCACCUCUACCCCUUCCUAAAAGGUUUGAUGGGAAAGCAAAACCGAACACCAACCAUAGUCGUCGUGUGGUCCAUCCUUCUGGCUUCAAUUUUGACCCUAUUGUGGGUGAGAGUCAAUCCCUUUGUUUCCAGGGAUGGCCCUGUAUUAGAAGUCUGCAAUUUGAACUGCGAUGACAGAUAGAUUGUCUUGGAAUUCCUUCACCUGAUAGGUGCCAGAGUCCUUGAUGAGAAAUGUUUUCUGCUCUGUGAUUGCAUGUCACUAGAAAUAAUAUAGAGCAGAGAGGAUGUAGAUCAUCAGUGUAGAUAUGAAAUGUUCACACAGCUUUUUUGCUUAGGAAUUGUUUUAUUUAUUAUUGGUUUGUGAAAUACCAAGUCUCAUAAUGUCAUAUUGGUUAUCUAUUUUUUCCCUUAGGGAAUUUUGUAUUUGCCUAUUUGGUAUAGUCUCCUCUAAAAAGGGGUAUGAAGUUUGUAGUUUUGUACUAUUUGCUGUAACUAAGAAUUCUGUUAGAUUACUUGUUCUUUUGUUUUGGAAUUUAGAUUUUAUGCGGUUCUAACUUCUAAAUAUGCACAAUCAUGAUUGUAUCAUUCG